GAAAUUGAUCUUUUGAUCUUGUCAACUUGCUUUACAUCAAAGUGGCCUUAAAUCACCCGAGAAAACGGUUGCACUACAUUUGUGCUUUUUACUUUUUCCAAGUGAGAAUUCAGGUCCCUGGCGUAUAUGAGUCAUGCUACAAGAUCCAUCCUAAAUGUAAACCAAGCUUUGUGCCUGUCACCCCGCCAGUUUAAAGUUUCUCCCCCUGCCAAGCUGCAAUGUAAUACCCAAAACCCAGAUCUAGAUAAUGCAGUACACAUGGUGUAAGUACGGUGGCUCUGUCGUUAGUAAACACAAUUUAGCAAUCAAGACACGUACUAAGAAGGUACGUGUUCAGAACUGCAGCGGCUGACCAGAUCUUAGGCUGAAAGGUCUAAGAAAUACGUUCUAUGUCUCAUAGUGGUAUCUUUUCUGGAAUUAUACCUUACGUUUCAACAGUGUAAGUGGGUCUAAGCUUUGGUUGUUUAUCGAGAUAUCAGACCACGCCCUUCACGAUGAGGUGGGCGGAGCUAUUGGACAACAUAGAACGGGAAGUGAAUGAGGUUUUCCCUAACAAGAGGUAUAGGCUGGAUGUGCUGAAGGAACACAUUCACAACGGACCGAGCACACUUAUAGACAUCAAGGUGACCGACAAAAUAUCGGGAAAACGUUUGCUGAUCGACUGCCAUCAACUCAAGAGGAAAGAACUGCGAAUCCAGGAAAUCGACUUUCUCGCGAAUUAUGCCCUUGACGAGGACUGCACGCAUGCCGUACUCGUAGCGUCGGUGGAUUCUAGCCUCGCUGACCAAGUCCAAGAACAUGCAGUACGUAUGGGAGUCGCUGUGGUGCGCUUUCAACCUACCACGUUCAGACACAAUAUCGGACAGGUCUUCAACAACGCGGUGGUACUUCAGCAGAAAAAGCAACAUGACGACACAAGGUAUGAUAAUACGUCAUUGAACUUGAAAUCGACGGCCUGGAAACAUGCGCAGAUUGAGGAAAACUUUGCAAAAUCGAAAGCAAAGACAGGUGUUCCAAGGAAACGUUAUUGCAGAAAUGGCAAUGAGAGAUACCAUCACAAUUCGGAGGGGGUGCCAUAUUCUAAUGUAACACCCAGGGACUUAGUCUCAAGUUCAUGGUGGCUGCGAAAGGGAACGUCGACUCUCUGGAAAACGGGUACGAUUCAAGUUCAACCCUCUGACGUUUGGCAAAUUCAUCAUGUACCAGACCCCCAACAGUUGCCUCAGAAUUUCUGUGAAGAUCUGAGUGACCAACCUCAGCUCACUUUCCAUUCCGCACCAAGGGCCGUUCCAAAACAACGGUACAGAGAUAUUUGGGAACACAGACAGAGUCCGAUAUGGUUGUUCAACACAAGGUUGCCAAGGAGUGUCAAUCAUGUUUCUGAGGGGCCAAUCACACCUACCGUAGUGGUACAGCCGUCGCAUGGACCGACUGGAGGUUUUGUACCGGCGGAUACAUUCCCCGCACAGAGGCACACCAAAGUAGAAGAUAGCGCCCAUUACAGUCUUUCGGGGCGCACUUUCACAGCAACCACAAAGUCUUCACCACCAAAAGCGGAACAUCCUAAAGCUAUGACUGAAGACCCGAAUACCUCUUACAGUGGUGCACUCACUCCAAAGACAGCGUCUCUGACUAUGAUGGAAACGAUGCGAGGAAACCUGACAAAGUUGUUCGACGAAACUUCGCAAACUCCAGUUUCUCAGGAAACCGCAAGACCUACAGGUAUUCUUCAAAGUCAGCCACAGAACUACGGGACCAAUGACGUCAGCAUUGUAUUGCGCUAUCCAAAGGUUGUAAAACAUCAGGUACUGGAGCCAAUCGUAACUGUCGUGGGCAAAGUUGGUGAGGUUGCUCUGGUAAAGACCAUGUCAGUAGCUCUGCUACAGCUGAAAACAAUCCUUGAUACGUUGUUUCCAUUGGUAGAAGUGUUCCCACAACAGCUUGUGAACACCCUGGCUUAUAGUGUACAUCUUGUACGUGUGACGUCGACACUGAUUCGAAGGACACCGCAGAGACACGCAAAGAAACCGAGGAGGGCAAAAUUCAACACGCGUAGCCUCGCGCCUCAGAGCAGCCAUGGUGGUGGCAGGUUAUUGGUGCAAGGGUGGCGACCAAUCCCAUCUCUGCAAAACUUUCAACCAAUGGGGAGGCAGAAACGACAGCCAAUCAAAACGCAAGGCGCUGCAGAUGUACAUGUGUGUCAAGUUGGACGACCUCAGCGACAUGGUGCUCAUGUUCUUGAAAGCCAAAAUGACCCGGAGGCAACUGAAGAUGAACAGAGAAACGGCUUCAGCGAAGGUGACCAAAAUGUCCCCGCAGAUAGAGAAGAGGGCCCACUUCAUUCCCAUGACUCACAGUCGUCUGUGUCUGAAGUCACCCCCGUUAAAUCGGAGCCAAGUGGCGAUGAACAGACCUACAACUCUUCCACAAGUCACACCAGCGAUGUUGAAUCUCUAAGUCGCAAUGUUGAAUCUCUAAGUCGCAAUGUUGAAUCUCUAAGUCCUGUGAAAUCAGAACACUUAGAACCACAGGCCCUCGAAACGUCUGUAAAGGCUGCGUCAACGGAAACCCCCAGCCUUGACCAUGGAGUUGAGCUUACUGCUACAACAUACAGACUGGAAAAUGUGGAAGAUUCAGACGUAAAGAAAGAAGACACACGCGAGGAAUCAAGGGAUGAUGGUAGAUGUGCUAAUUCCUUUGUCGAUGACGACAGUGAUGACGUCAAUAAUGACACGAUGCAGAAACCUGUAUUCCAUGGUUUGUUUGAACCUCUAAAGGCAGAGGGUAGCGCCAAGAGUGAAGCAGCCAUCGUUGAAAGUCAUGAUCUUGAACACGAUGUUGGAACAUACAUCAAAGAGCAAUCAUCAAUCCUGUCCGACGAAAGCGACAACGAGGACAAUGUCAUGUCGUUCACAGACGAAUCGCUUGGUGGUGAAGAACAUUUUGUUGGAAACCCGACACCAAAGGCAGAGUCUUUAGAUAGUGGUUGUGAGGAGGAGCAGGCGUGUCUGGCGUCUUCUAGAAAGUCUUCGUCCUCUUCCUUCUAUUCUUUCUUGUCUUUCUUCUCAUUCUCUUCAUCGACAUCGUCAAGUCCCAGCUCCUCAUCGGAUAAUACCAAAAUGGAGAAAUGUGACGGAGAAGAGGAAUUUGCUAUGCCAAAAAUUGAAACAGUCGAUUCAGAAGCAGUGGAUAGCCUGUAUUGCGAAGAUGGGGUAGGAAAGGAGGAGAAAGAUACUCCACUUGAUAUUGGAGUGACUCCCAGUUCCCGUAAGUUAUCGCGAGACUUCUCGAGGUCAAGUUCAACAUCGUCAUCUUCAGAUUCAGUUCUCUUUGCGACGCCAACGAGGCUGUCUUCGGGAGAGCUAAGCCGUGUGAAGUAUUCCAACAGCCCACUCAACAAGUACGACGGGUCUCCGGACAUGCGCAUUCGUGUGAACAGGAGCAGCAUGCUCGGCUCCCCUGACGGAAGCCCCAGAAAUACGAACGGAACGCCCGACAUGCGCUGGGCGGAGAACAGGGAAUCGCUCUGCGUGAAAUCCCCGCAAGGAGUGCCGCUAAACGUGAACAGGUCUCCGGACAUGAGAUGGAAGUUCAACAGGGAUGCACUUUUGCAGAAGUCUCCACAGGGGGCGCUCCUGAACGUGGACGGUACUCCAGACAGGAGGUUCAAGGUCACACGAAAUCACGCGAGGAGAGGACGAAGUAACGCGAGCACAAGGACACUAGUCUUCACUUAGGAUAUAUGAAUAUAUAUACAUUACCACCAUCAGAUUUCUACCACUACGUGGACCAAACGACGUUGCUGACAAAGCUAUUUAUCGAUGUAUGUGCGAUAUUGCAUUCAGCAACACACCAGUUACUUCGACAAAGGAUUUUCUACCAAAGAAUAGAGAUCUAAAGGCAUGAUUUCCAUUACAACUGGUAUUAAAAAUCAAGGAUUUUUUUCAUAUUGUAUAUUAUGUAUUUAUGUUAAAUUCAUAUAGUUCUAUAUAAUACAAAUAAGUGUGAUAAUUGUGUCUCAAAGGAAAUAUAUAAACCCUAUGAUAUUUCCCUAACGUAUGCUUUUGUGAAAGCCGCUAUUGCGUGAUGAAAGCGAGCUUGCAUAUGCCUGGAUGUAUCUAAUAUGGCUGAACAUAUGAAAGCAUUUUCAGGAGGAACAUGAAUGUUAUAUCAUGUCAAAAUAAACGUUGUUUCUGUGCUUUGA
Molecule: messenger RNA, 4204 nt
Organism: Branchiostoma floridae (Florida lancelet)
Lineage: Eukaryota; Metazoa; Chordata; Leptocardii; Amphioxiformes; Branchiostomatidae
Exons: 3
Coding region: 495-3737 (1080 amino acids)
Source: RefSeq, a predicted model, not a curated record